AUGGAUAAAUACGAAUUGAAAACAUUAUUCAUCAGAGGAGGUGCUUGGCAAGUGGUACUGCUGUUUGUGGAUGAGCUACCAACACGUAAACUGCCAUGGGACUGGUGUCAUGAAGUGUGGGAGGAGAACGAGGAGAUGUUUAGUAUACCGUUGUACAUUUUGACAUCAGGCAUGUUGAAGGCGUGGCCAACAGAGUACGACCCCAGUUUGGUAACGCUGUGUAAAGUGAUCACCAACAUGGACUGGAAAGUAACCAGGUUAAUCCUCUCUAGCAGUCGGAUAUCUGAUAAAGGUUUGAAGAACGUAAGUACAGUGCUUACUCAGAGUGAACUCUACAGCUUGACACCGUAUGGCAUUGGUUUACUUAGUCAAGGAUUAGAACACCUGUGUGAAGCGCCGAUCAGUGGUGAAUGCAAUUUAACCAGCUUAAACGUCAGUGACAAAAGGUAAGGAGGUGAAGGAAUAAUACACUAGUGGAAGGAGAGGAAAAGAACUUUCCAAAGAAAGGUCGGAAAACAAGAAAUAAACCCAGAAGAGCUCUUGUCUGACUAG
Molecule: messenger RNA, 552 nt
Organism: Pocillopora verrucosa
Lineage: Eukaryota; Metazoa; Cnidaria; Anthozoa; Scleractinia; Pocilloporidae
Source: RefSeq, a predicted model, not a curated record